Molecule: messenger RNA, 1336 nt
Organism: Menidia menidia (Atlantic silverside)
Lineage: Eukaryota; Metazoa; Chordata; Actinopteri; Atheriniformes; Atherinopsidae
Source: the annotation of a GenBank genome assembly
AUGGGAGUAAAAAUAGAGCUCAUCUGUCCACGGGAGCGGCCCUCUCGGACACGACUAUCGGCCGGGUCGUCUCGCCCCCACAAAUGUCCUCCAUCGUGCCCCCCUUUGAUGCUGAACGGCCCCCGGGGAAAGCUACCUGCUUCCUUUCUCACUCUCCUGUUCUGCAAAAUGACUGAGUUCACAGCGGACCAGAUUGAGGACUUCAAGGAGGCUUUUGGUCUCUUUGACAGAAUUGGUGACAGCCAGGUGGCCUUCAACCAGGUGGCCGACAUCAUGCGCGCUCUGGGCCAGAACCCCACUAACAAGGACGUUACCAAAAUUCUGGGCAACCCAAGUGCCGACGACAUGGCCAACAAGAGGCUCAACUUCGAAGCUUUCCUGCCCAUGCUGAAGGAGGUCGAUGCCCAGCCCAAGGGAAGCUACGAUGACUACGUUGAGGGUCUGCGUGUCUUCGACAAGGAGGGCAACGGCACAGUCAUGGGUGCUGAGUUGCGCAUCGUGCUGUCCACCCUGGGAGAGAAGAUGACCGAGGCUGAGAUCGAUGCCCUCAUGACCGGACAGGAGGACGAGAACGGCAGUGUGCACUACGAGGCUUUCGUCAAGCACAUCAUGUCUGUGUAAGAGGCCGGCAGAAGCAGUGCUGACGAAACUGUAGCUCGCCUACAGACGGCCCGACGGUGUUCAGGACAUCUACACUGUUUAAAAGACCAACCAAGGAAAGACAAGGACUAUGUACAAGGGAUGUUGAAGCCAGCCCAUCUUUUUGUUUAUUUUGUUUUCCUUUCCACUUCGUUUCAAACCCUUCCUCUCUCAGGACAUCGCCUCUCCGUUGAAGACACCCAUCACUCGGCCUCUAACCCCCCCCACACCGGGGCGCGUCUCCCCUCGCCACAUGGGGUGAGGAACGGGGGAGAAAGGGGUGACCACUCAUCAAGUGAGGGUAGAUCCCUCCCAUCCCACCACCACCUCAUUUAGUAACGCCAUCACUAGCCCAGCGAUGCCAAAGGUGCUGGAGAACGGGCAAGGAUAGACCGCCAAAAGUCUCCCACUUCCCUGAAAAGUUUUAUUUAUUUUCACUCUGUACAUUUGAAAAUAAACUUUUCCAACGUACAUCCCAUCUGGGCUGAUUCUUGAUCUCUCAUUGCUCACAUGCACCUUUUGAAACACAAGCUUUAGAACUCCAGAAGUUGAUAAAUAACUAUAAACUUUAGUGUCUACUCCAGUUCCUUACGGUCAAUGGGGUUCGGCCCAAGAAAAGCUGAACCGAUGUGGACCUGUUUAUAUAACUGUCCAUGUAGGGUAGCUCAUGUCUUGUUGCUACGGAGACUGCGACUAG